AUGCCCAGACCUCAAAACUCGGAGAAACGAGGUGGAGGCCACGGUGCCAUGGUAAAGGCCGGAGUACCGUUAUCCAUCUGCGGUAACUCCAAGCAAGCUGAGAACCGCCAACUGCGUACCACUGUGCUCAUCUUGAGCCACACGCGCACAUGGGCGCUCAUGAUUACAGUCACACUCGAGGUUGGAGGUGCCUCUGCCUGCAGGUUAAAUCAGAAAGAUGAAUGCGGCGGCAAGUGGCAGAAGCCGGAUCCUGUCCUCAAAACCUUGGAAUGCUAUGGACCGUGUGCCAUGCGCCGUACUGUAGGCUGCCGAGAUCAACCCCAGUCGACAUGGCCGGCCAUCAUGGGCAAAGUCUGGGCUCGCACUGGGACGUUCGCCAAUCUCUUGAUGGUGACUGGUCGCAACAACAAGCACGUAGCACGUCAGUCACUAUCUGGCCUUGAUGAAACUUUGCAUGGUGGUCAACCACCUUAA
This is a messenger RNA of Apiotrichum porosum, 474 nucleotides long. RefSeq lists its product as uncharacterized. The transcript has 6 exons. The record is from RefSeq and is a predicted model, not a curated record. The coding region runs from base 1 to 474 and encodes 157 amino acids. Lineage: Eukaryota; Fungi; Basidiomycota; Tremellomycetes; Trichosporonales; Trichosporonaceae.